UUUUCAGCGGCACAUUGGGAAAUGGUCGCUGUCAAAAGAGAAUUUGAGCUCUCCCAUGUUUUCAAAGAUGUGUCGAAGCUGGAAGAUGGAAAUACUUUUUAUGGUCCUGAAGAAGAACAUUUCAAUGUUCAAUGGCGAAUAGUUCUCAUUCACCAAAAAGAAGACGUGGCUGUAUUUCUCCGGUAUCUGCACCCAAAAAAUGAGCAAGCUCCCUGGAAAAUCGACUCUGAAUUUACCUUGAAACUCUCUAAUUCUUCGGGAAAAUCUGUGACAAAAACCGGAAGUGACAUUUGGAAUUCAUAUGAUGCACUUGGAUUUUGCGAUGUUUUCGAGUGGGACUCAUUGCUGAAGGAUUAUCUAAUCGAUGACGUCAUCAUCAUUGAAGUUGCUGUUAAAAUCAAGAAUAUGUCUGGAAUUCCGAAGAAAAAGCUCAAAAGCUUCGAGAGAUCGAAUGAAGAAUUUUCAGAUGUGAUUUUGGCAGUUGGAGAUAAAAAGUUCUUCGUUCUCCGAAAAUUCCUGGCUUCCCACUCUACAUAUUUCGAGACUCUGCUGCUCGGAAAUUUUGCAGAAGCUGACAAAUCAGAAGUCAAACUCCAGGACAUCAAUUCCACCGAUUUUCAGAAUCUCAUGGAAGUUCGGUAUGGAGAAUAUGCUAUUGAUGAGGAAACAGUGGACGGAAUUCUGCACUUGGCUCACUUGUACGAUAUGCCGUUUCCGAUUAAAAGAUGUGAGGAAUUUCUUGUCGAUUCAUCUGAAAAAUCCACGAAGGAGAAGCUUAAAGUCGCCAAGAAGUAUCAGCUGGAGAAUUUGAAGGCGUCUUGUCUCGCAAAAAUCAAUACGUUGGAGGAGAUCAAAGCGGCAUUGGCUGGAGAUUUGGAUGAAAUGGAUCCAUCUGUGGUUCAUGCUCUUUUCCGUAAAUCGCUGGCUCUUCAUUGAUGUUCCAUUCUUUCUUCUUUUUAACUUUUUUUGUUGAAUGAUUCCUUAUUUUUAAUUUACGACAACUAAAAAUAUAAUACUUCCGACGAUUUUACUAGGUUUUCUUUUUUUCAGUGUUUUUUGAUGAUCGGUUUCUUAUCUUUUUGUGAAAUAAAAUUUUAAAUGAAUGAAUUGAGUUUUUAAA
This is a messenger RNA of Caenorhabditis elegans, 1120 nucleotides long. It is a transcript of the gene bath-2, whose product is annotated as BTB domain-containing protein. The transcript is spliced from 5 exons. Bases 22 to 936 code for a protein of 304 amino acids. NCBI's taxonomy places the organism in Eukaryota, Metazoa, Nematoda, Chromadorea, Rhabditida, Rhabditidae. The record is from RefSeq and is marked reviewed.